GCUACAAAAAGUGCCAGCAUGCCUCCAAACUUGAGGCUCUCUCUCUCUCUCUCGCUGUCUCUGUGGCGUUCUCUUGUAUGCUAAAUUCAAGGCAAAGCUUUCUUUCAUUCCACUUUCUUGCGGCACGCUCUUGCUCAUUGACCGGGCCUGAAGAAGCAAUAGCAGGCGGCAAAGCCAGAGACCCACUGGUAGAGGUUCAACGUCUGCUGGCUGCCACACUCUUGGCUCAGUUUCAGUUCAGUUGUUGCACUUGACGCGUCUUGUUCUGUUCGCGCUGCGGAUCAAAGAAAACCGUGAAACCCCAACCCCGGCUCCCAAGGAGGCCAAAAUUGAGACCGAGAACCCAUUGUUGUGUGCGUGUCGGAAAGAAGUUGAUUGCCAGAAGACAAAGAUUGUCCCAUAGAGCAUGGAUUAUCGUUUACUGUUGAAAAUUCUCAGCUUUCUGCUGCUGGCCCACUUGGGUCUUGGCCAGCCGCAGCAGUCGCCUGCGACGGAUUACGGCGAGGAGCAGCCGCCCGAGGGCUACUACGCCUUUGUGGAGUCCCCGAAUGCCGUGCCACCCAGGGUCAGGCCACCGCCGUACACCUUCGUGAAUGCGGACUGCAAGGAUGUGGCGGCGGGCAAGAAGUCGGCCGUCUCCGUGCACAACAUCUGCGGGGAUCUGAACAAGGGACAGAUACCCAAGAAUCCACUCGGACAGAAUGUGCUCGGCGAGCCCUAUCCCUUCGAGCUCAUACGCAAUCAGACGUUGAAGUUCUUGUCGAAGACUCUGCCCGUGCUGAAGGCCGACGACACCUUGCCCAAGGUCACCCAGAUCAUACGCGACGAGCCCGUGGAGCAGCUGGACAACAACAACAUCGACAGGCCCUAUCCCGGCUCUGGUUCCACACGCGUUCGUCGCAGUCUGCCCGAUGGCAUAGAAUCCAAUGAGUACAGCUACUUUGAUCCCGCUCUGGACGAGGAGGACGGACACCAGCAGCAGCAGCAGCAGCAGCAGCGAGAGCAGCAACAGAAAAGAGCCGCCGAAGAGCGUAAACCACGAAAGUUCUGCGAUGGCGGUGGCGUAUUCUGCACUUUGUAUCGGGCCAUUCAGGGUGAUGGUGGCAGUGCCGCCGCUGCCACGCCCACCGCAGAGCGACGGGAGGAGGUGGGACCCAUAAGGUAUGAGGGUCCGCCCACACCCUGCCCCGCCAAGGUGGAGUAUGCCACGCCAGUGUUCGCCAAGAAUUACCAGGGCGCCUGGCGCUAUGUGGUCCAGAUACCCUACGAGGGCUACUUCACGCAGACGGUGGAGGUGACGCGCUGCAUCCAGGCCAGGUGCCACUAUCUGGAUGGUGGGUGCCUCUCCUCGCCGCGCUGGGUUAGCCUGCUGGUGGCAGAGAUCUUCUAUCCCAAUGCCGAGGACACGGUGCCCACCAGCUCGACGACCACACCGACGCCCUCCGUGCAGGACUUCCAGGCUUAUCAGCAGUACCUGCAGAAGCGGGCCGGCGUGGCCACCGCCUCCGAUGGCACCUCUUCCACGGGUCCCAAUGGCGCCGGAGCGGGUGCGGCGCCGCCGGAUGCCCACUGCGAUGGCCACGAUGAGCUGGGCUGCUUCCAGGUGCGCCUCUACUACGACUGGUUCUUGAUACCCGGCUCCUGCAAGUGCUGGCGCCCAGACUACUUUGCCAAAUACGUGCGCCGGAAGUCGGUGGCCGAUUUGUGAGAGCUCCAAGAGAGAUCUUUCGAUCCUUAGCCUAGCAUUAAGUAUACUCUUUAGCAGUUAAGCGUGAUGGAUCGAGAUGAAGUGCUCAUUCUAGUGAUCCCAGCGGAGGAUUCACUGGGAUUGCGUAGAGUCUGCAGUUCGUGGCAGAUACCAGACACACACAACUAUACUUAGGCGAUUAGCUCCCUCUUUGACUGAUUAAGCCAGGCGCAUUGAAUUUCGACUAAUAAAUAAAUAUACAAAUAUAUUUCUCCUAAAA
Messenger RNA from Drosophila subobscura, 1967 nucleotides. RefSeq lists its product as uncharacterized. The record is from RefSeq and is a predicted model, not a curated record. Gene Ontology annotation, cellular component: extracellular region. NCBI's taxonomy places the organism in Eukaryota, Metazoa, Arthropoda, Insecta, Diptera, Drosophilidae. Bases 407 to 1708 code for a protein of 433 amino acids. The transcript is spliced from 4 exons. Gene Ontology annotation, biological process: regulation of Toll signaling pathway; innate immune response; central nervous system formation. Gene Ontology annotation, molecular function: growth factor activity; Toll binding.